Molecule: messenger RNA, 2088 nt
Organism: Salarias fasciatus (jewelled blenny)
Lineage: Eukaryota; Metazoa; Chordata; Actinopteri; Blenniiformes; Blenniidae
Gene: c1qtnf12
Product: C1q and TNF related 12
Exons: 8
Coding region: 941-1903 (320 amino acids)
Molecular function (GO): hormone activity
Source: RefSeq, a predicted model, not a curated record
GAGCUACCAAGACCAGAGGGGCAAGGAGAGCAACAGAGGAGGUAAGCAGGGGAGCCUGGAGGCGCUAAAUCUCUGCACGAGGAACUGUCAGCCAGGUGUGUCACGCUGCUGUUACCUGCAGACUUUUUUUUUUUUUUUUUUUUUUUUUUUUUUUUUUUUUUAAAGCAUUGUCACAAGCUUCAGGAGGAAAGAAGAUCAGUUGUGGACCUCUUCCAUCUCCUGACAGACUGCUUUAUGAAUGCUGACCUGCAUCGUUUCUGGCGUCCUUCCUUGGAUCUCGCAGCUUUUCCAGCCACUUUGCAAGAGCCUGGAUGCACCGCUCAGUGUGAGAAACAGCAGGGCAGAGCGAGGGAGGGGGAGAGAAUAUUGUCAUCCAUCUCUAGUACCCACCACCCCUCCAAACACACGGCCCACCCUGAGCUUUGAGCGCCCCUCCUCCCUGCCUCUUCUCUUGCCCCCCCCCGACCCUACUACUACUACUCCACCCCACCCUGCCCCGCCCCAACUCCCCCCCUCAACACCUCACCCCCCAACAGAGCAGAAAGCGUGAAAAAUCUCACUAAUGGGUUUAUUUGCUGUCAGAUCUGCGCCGAUCUGUCAUUCCCUUGGACCAUUCUGCUUGACACAUUUCAUAGUUGAGUAAGCCUCCUGGCUCUCUGGCUAGACUUAACAGUGCCCCCGCGACGCUGCGCUGGCUGAGAGCUCAUCAAGAGGGGAGCAAACGGCGGCAGCAGUCAGUCUGACAGUCUCUUGGACAGGGAGUCCCUGAAGCUGCAUUCCUCCACUCUGAUUUUUUCCCCCUUCUGUGUGUGUGUGUGUGUGUGUGUGUGAGCCUUGUGGGCAUCCUCAGCUUCUGUCUAACCGCAGGAACGGUCCUCCCUCAGAAGAUUUAAGGCCGUUUCUGCAGGGAUCCUAGUGCUGAUUGAAAAAGAGUGUGAAGAUGUGGUGUGGGGCCGGGCCUCUGGCUGUGGUGGCUGCAGUGUUUUGGACUCAGUGUGUCCUCCUGGAUGGGGUGGAUGCUAAGAAGGAGAGAAAGAGGCCAAAGGAGGCCACUCCGCAGCAAACAGAGACGCACAAUGCAACUCUAUCCAACAGCGAGGAGGUCGGCGGGAGCAUCAAGGUUUCUGAUCACCAGAGGGUGGAUCCUCUCGGGUCGUGGAUGGACUUCGUCAAACGACCGGUUGGAAACUUUCCUGGAAAGUGUCGCAAACGCAAACGACCCCUGCCAGGCCCACCUGGACCACCGGGGCCACCCGGCCCCCAGGGACCCCCCGGCUCACCGGGGGCAGAAGUGACCCAGGAAGUCCUUCUCCAGGAAUUCAAAGAGAUGAUUAAAGAGGCGACAGAGAGGAGGGCUGCAGCCCUGGACAGACCGAGCAGCCCCAGCCAGCUCCCGACAGCCCUCCUCACCCUGGAGGGGGUGACCUCCUACCGCCGGAUAGAGGAGGCUUUCCACUGCAAGCUGAAAGGACCCGUGGUGGUGGACAAGAAGACUCUGGUGGAGCUCCAGAACUUCCAGACACCGCCCGCUAAAGGAGCCUUCCUGCGAGGGUCGGGAAUGGACCAGUCGACGGGGAGGUUCACAGCUCCAAUCACCGGCAUCUACCAGUUCUCAGCUAAUGUACACAUCGAUCACAACGAGGUGAAGAGGAGCAAGAGCCAGCUCAAAGCGCGGGACAACGUCCGCGUGUUGAUCUGCAUCGAGUCGCUCUGCCACAGAUACACUUCGCUGGAGAUGAUCGUUGGAUUAGAGAGCAACAGCAAGAUCUUCACCGUCAGUGUGCAGGGGCUGCUGGAGCUUCAGGCUGGACAGUACACCUCCAUAUUUGUGGAUAACGCAGCCGGCGCAUCCAUCACAAUACAGAACGGCUCUGACUUCAUGGGCAUGCUGCUGGGCGUAUAGCCUCCACCCGAGUCUUGUUUUAUCUCUUUCAACGGACUAUUUCUGAGAUCCAUCACACAGGGCCGAGCCACAGAGAGGGCUGCAAAGAAAGAAAGCACGGCCGACGCUGACCGGACUGCUGGUCGGAUGGUGAACGGACAGCGUGAAGAACUUCGCGGACUGAGUUUGUUUUUCACAGCGCACCG